AUGGACGCGUCCGUGGCGAGUACAGGCAAGCGGCCUUCAGAGGCUAGAGACCCAGAAGAAGAGUCUACCGAUUUCAAGUUGGCCUUGCUGGCAUCUUUGCAUCCUACAGUUGAUGAAGGGACUCUGCUUGAAGCAUUGCUCGCCGCUGAGGGGGCCGUUGAACAAGCCUCGGAGUGUCUGUCGCGACCUCAAGUUACUUUCCCACGCAAGCGACCCGCAUCAUCGACAGUGGGCUAUCAAUCGUCACUGAGCUCGUAUCGCAUUGCUCCGGCCAAUGGAACCCUGAACAAGAAGCCACUUGUGAGAAAGGGCAAGACACUAUUUCUCUAUAGCCCAGAAGACGUCGAAGUACAUACGCCUUGUUCAAUCAUACAUAAUUUCCUUCCGGUAGAGCAAGCGGAUGCACUGCUUUCGCAAUUACUGGACGCCUCGUCGACCUACGACAGGUACGAGUUCAAGCUGUUCGACAGAGUUGUUGUAAGCCCACACACGUACUCUUUCUACGUCAACAGCUUAGAAGAGGCGGAACGACAAAAGACGGAAUACAUCUACAACGGUGGCCAGAUCGAGGUAAGGACCGCUGACAAGAAACACCACCAAGAUGCUAAUUCCACCCAGGAUGUCCGACAAAGCCUCCCAGAAAUGCUCAACGCAUGCCCCCAGGUCGAAGACGCCGUCAACCGCGAAAUCCAACGCAGAAUCCGCGACUUCUACCCCAACGGCAAGAAACUCAAAUACCAAUCCCCUCACCCCUGGAAAGCCAACACCGCCUUCGUCAACUGCUACGACGGACCACAAGAAAGCGUCGGAUACCACGCCGACCAACUCACCUACCUCGGUCCACGAGCCGUCAUCGGCAGUCUAAGCCUCGGCGUAGCGCGCGAAUUCCGGGUCCGCAAGACCGUCGCCGAAGACGACGAGCACCGAAAAGACGACGGUUCUCUCGCGGACGCCCAAGGCCAAAUCAGCAUUCAUUUACCACACAACUCGCUCCUGGUCAUGCAUGCAGAGAUGCAAGAAGAAUGGAAGCACUCGAUUGCGCCGGCCCAAGCUAUCGAUCCUCAUCCGCUUGCGAAAAACAAGCGGCUUAAUAUCACGUAUCGGUUCUAUAAGGAUAGCCUCCAUCCGAGGUUUACGCCGAAAUGCAAGUGUGGUGUUUCGACUGUGUUGAGGUGUGCGACGAGGAAGAAGGAGUCGAGGGGGAGGUAUAUGUGGAUGUGCCAUGCGGGUUAUGUGCCGGGGAGGGAGAGUUGUGGGUUUUUUCAGUGGGCGGAGUUUGAUGAUGAUGGUGAGCCGCCGUGGGCGGAGAAAGUUAAGAUGGAAGACAAAGGGUUGAGCGAGGAAGGGCGGGGGAUGAAGACGGUGAUUGACAGUGGUGUGUUGGCACAUGCCUCUUAA
Alternaria infectoria is the source of this 1398-nucleotide messenger RNA. RefSeq lists its product as uncharacterized. Gene Ontology annotation, molecular function: dioxygenase activity; zinc ion binding. Lineage: Eukaryota; Fungi; Ascomycota; Dothideomycetes; Pleosporales; Pleosporaceae. Gene Ontology annotation, cellular component: nucleus. Gene Ontology annotation, biological process: DNA alkylation repair; DNA repair. The transcript is spliced from 2 exons. The record is from RefSeq and is a predicted model, not a curated record. Bases 1 to 1398 code for a protein of 465 amino acids.